Messenger RNA from Theobroma cacao (cacao), 1233 nucleotides. RefSeq names its product Werner syndrome-like exonuclease (gene WRNEXO). Lineage: Eukaryota; Viridiplantae; Streptophyta; Magnoliopsida; Malvales; Malvaceae. Gene Ontology annotation, biological process: nucleobase-containing compound metabolic process. The record is from RefSeq and is a predicted model, not a curated record. Gene Ontology annotation, molecular function: 3'-5' exonuclease activity; nucleic acid binding.
GCAGUUCCCUCCAACCUCAUUUCCAUUUCGAAGCUGGAAAUGGAGUGUGAGGAGACCAACGGUACUGAUUGGGACCAGAAUUUCACUGAAGAAGUCAUCCAAGCAAUGGACGCAGUUGAAGCCACUCUUCAUCCUUCCUCUUCUUCAUCUCCAUGUUCUCUCGUCAAGAAAUGCAAUUCCAUCGGCCAUCAAGAAAAGAACCCCGAAACCCGCCGCCAAUUACCUCAUUCCAUUGUCUCCCCACCACCUUCUUUUCCAUUUUCUUUAUCACGUCGUCAAGCUUAUUCAAAGAGUAGAUAUCCGGCAUUGAGAUUUGGAGGUCAAAUUUUGUAUAGCAGGACAAGAUCUGAGGUGGAAAAAGCUGCAAUGGAGCUCUUGAAAACUCUUAAAAUCAAGAAAAAAGAGACGGGUCAAGUUACUGUAGGGUUUGAUAUUGAGUGGAAACCCUCUUUCCAAAGAGGUAUUUUGCCUGGUAGGGCUGCAGUCAUGCAGAUAUGUUGUGACACUAGCUAUUGUUAUGUAAUGCAUAUUAUUCAUUCUGGAAUACCUCCAAGUCUGCGUUUUCUUCUUGAGGAUUCCACAGUUAUAAAAGUUGGAGUUGCAAUUGGUGGCGAUGCUGUCAAGGUGUUCAAUGAUUAUAAUGUAUCUGUUAAAGCUGUGGAAGAUCUUUCAUAUGUAGCGAAUCAAAAGCUCAAUAGAGAUUGCCAAAGUUGGGGUCUUGCAUCUCUCACUGAGACGCUUGUUUGCAAAGAGCUUCCAAAGCCCAGGACAAUUAGGCUGGGAAACUGGGAGUUAUAUCCUUUAUCCAAGGAGCAACUACAGUAUGCGGCAACAGAUGCUUUUGCUUCAUGGCACCUAUACCAGGUAUUAAAAAUCCUUCCAGAUGCAGUAAAGGAUCCCCUAGAUAAACGAAGUGAAGGCGUUCCAACAUUGUAAUAUUUGUAGCUUAGUUAGACAGCAUUUUUGUGCAUGACGUCCUUAUUAAGUAGAGGAUUUGGGCGGGCUUUGCCACCAUUCUAUUCUUCAUCAAGGCAUAGUUCUCUUAGUAUCUUAGAGGCCAAGAAACAAAGAGAUUCAGUGUUUUGCCUAUUGAGGAAAUCCUUGAUUUAUUUAGGUGCAGCUGUUGUAUAUUGAUUUAAUUUAUACAGCUUGAACUCGUGCUACGUUCCAUGGAUGAUGAGCAUCGUUCAGAAUCUAAAAUCUGCAUAUUCAGUGCAAUCUAAUUUAUGUUUA